Papaver somniferum (opium poppy) is the source of this 1408-nucleotide messenger RNA. RefSeq names its product salutaridinol 7-O-acetyltransferase-like. The transcript has a single exon. NCBI's taxonomy places the organism in Eukaryota, Viridiplantae, Streptophyta, Magnoliopsida, Ranunculales, Papaveraceae. The record is from RefSeq and is a predicted model, not a curated record. The coding region runs from base 14 to 1408 and encodes 464 amino acids.
AGUGCCUGCAAAAAUGAAGGUCCAAGUUAUAUCAAAAGAGAUCGUUAAACCAUCAGUACCAACACCUCCUCAUCUAAGAAAUUUCAAGCUUUCACUUCUUGAUCAACUUCUUCCUCCAUUUUACGUUCCCAUAGUUAUUUACUACCCGGCUAGUGCUGAUCAAGAAUGCAAUAAUGAUACUCACGAGCAAAUUAGUAAAUCCGAGUUACUCAAGAAAUCAUUAUCGGAAAUUCUAACGCAUUUCUAUCCCAUGGGGGGUAAGGUAAUAGAUAACGUCUUGAUUGAUUGUAACAAUGAAGGUGUAGAGUUUAUCGAAGCGAGAGUGGAUGGUGUAAUGUCUGAUUUUAUGAAUGUUGAGGCAGUUCAACAACUUCAUCCAUUACAUAUCAUGUUAGAUGAUGUAGCUAAAGAUGCACAAUUAGCUAUUCAAGUUAAUUCGUUUGGUUGUGGUGGAAUAGCUAUUAGUAUUAGCACGUCGCACAAGAUAAUUGAUGGAUGCACAGCAGUAACAUUUAUUAGGAGUUGGGCAGCCACCACUCGUGGAGCACCAAAACAUGAAAUUCUGUAUCCAACCUUUGACUCGGCGGAUAUCUUCCCGGCGUUACCAUCAGAAGUGCAAGUAUCGUCACUAGAGUCAGAUGAUUCCAUCCAAGGAGAGAAUGUCGUUACGAAAGUAUUUCUGUUUACGGCUCCAAAGAUUGCAGCACUUCGUGCACGGAUCGUUGAGUUAAGAAGCAGCAAUGUCUUGUCUAAAUAUCCGACUCGUACCGAAGUACUAUCAGCUUUGAUAUGGAGGUCUUUCAUUAAGACUUGUAGAGUAAAAGCUGCCCGCAAGCUCACCCACUCUGAUGCCUCAACAAAACCCAUUAUCAUCAGAUCUCUAACAAACUAUGCUGUAAAUUUGCGGACUAGGUUGAAUCCAACGUUGCCGCAUGUAUCAUUUGGCAAUAUUAUCAUGGAUGCAACAGCAGAGUCAACCACAACAAUUGAUCACGAAGAGGCUACUCCGGGGUUCAUCGAAACUUUGGAUGAGUUGAUUGGCCAACUGAGACUAGGGGUGAAUAAGAUCGACGGCGAAUACAUACGUAAAUUACAAGAAGGUGAUGUUGGGUUUUUAAAAUCACAUGAAGCUUCGCAUCAAUCGGAUGACCAUGACGGUGAUGAGAAUAAGGUUCUUAUUUGUUGGUUAAACAGUUUAUGUAGGUUUCCAUUCUACGAAACUGAUUUUGGAUGGGGAAAACCAUCAUGGGUAGCUCUAAAUACAAAUGCAGAAUACAAGAACUCUCUUUUCCUGAUUGAUACAAAAUGUGGUACUGGUGUAGAAGCAUGGGUCAGUUUAGAAGAGGAAGACAUGGCCAUAUUUGAGGAGGAUCAAGAUCUUCUCCAAUAUGCUAAAACUAUUAACUAA